Molecule: messenger RNA, 2805 nt
Organism: Cryptotermes secundus
Lineage: Eukaryota; Metazoa; Arthropoda; Insecta; Blattodea; Kalotermitidae
Product: ER lumen protein-retaining receptor
Exons: 5
Coding region: 75-713 (212 amino acids)
Biological process (GO): endoplasmic reticulum to Golgi vesicle-mediated transport; protein retention in ER lumen
Cellular component (GO): endoplasmic reticulum; membrane; cis-Golgi network
Molecular function (GO): ER lumen protein retrieval receptor activity
Source: RefSeq, a predicted model, not a curated record
UCAUGUGCUGCCAUCUGCGGAUAAAGCCACGUCACGUUUGAGCGUAGUGUGAAUUCCAAGAAAUUAAUAUAGAAAUGAAUAUAUUCCGACUUCUUGGGGAUAUAUCCCAUCUCCUGGCCAUCGUAGUUCUGUUAUUGAAAAUAUGGAAAACACGAUCAUGUGCAGGUAUAUCAGGAAAGUCGCAAAUACUGUUUGCAAUAGUUUAUACAACACGUUACCUGGAUCUCCUCACAUCAUUUGUCUCAGCAUACAACACGGUUAUGAAAGUCAUAUUCAUUGGUGCAUCGUAUGCUACUAUUUAUUUGAUGUACAUCAAAUUCAAGGCAACUUAUGAUCAAAAUCAUGACACAUUUCGGAUUGAGUUUCUGAUCGUGCCAGCAGUUGCCCUGUCUCUCCUCAUCAAUCAUGAGUUCACAGUUCUGGAGGUGUUAUGGACAUUCAGUAUCUACCUUGAAUCAGUGGCUAUUCUGCCUCAGCUUUUUCUAGUGUCAAAGACCGGCGAGGCAGAGAGCAUCACUUCGCAUUACCUCUUUGCACUUGGCUCAUAUCGUGCCCUGUAUCUUCUCAACUGGAUCUACCGCUAUUAUUUUGAAAAUCAUUAUGACCUCAUUGCUGUUGUAGCUGGAGUUGUGCAGACUGUUCUUUACUGUGAUUUCUUUUAUCUUUACAUUACUAAAGUGCUUAAAGGGAAAAAGCUACAGCUUCCAGCCUAAUUGCAGUGCAAAAUUGCUUACAUUUCAAGAUGUGAGCUGGAAAGAAACAAGUGCAUGAAUAACUAUGUGUUGGAACAUGAGUGAAGUAGAAGCUCUUCAUGUGUGUUUUGCAUAGUUCUCUGAACUGUUUAUUGUGUUCAGCCGCCAUCCCAUCUUCAUGUGACAAAGUUUUGUGUUUAUUUAAAUAUAUUUACUCAAGCACUACACUGAUCUUGCUUUUAGGACUUCGUAAAAUCAAUAUGGCAGACACAUUACAUCAUUUGUGAAGGGAAACUGUUGUUAGGUUAGGCGCAAGUGUUUGUUGUUUUAUAUAUAUGACCCAUAUGCUUUUGCUGGUGUAUAAUUUAAUUAGUGUACAUGUAAGAUGGAGUUUUUUUGUCUCAACAUCUGUUUACAAUUAAUUUUGAAACAAUGACAUUGAAACCAAGCAGUCAAUAAACUGUUAGGCAUUGCACACAUAUGUGCUGUCUUAUAGGGCAAAAGUAGGGAAUAUAAAACAAUAUUCACUUGUCAGACUUUGGGUAUUUAAUAUUUCACUUGUCUUUCAGUUCAGAAAUGUAAUGAAUUUUGUAUUACUUGAGGUGUCAGCAAAAGUAUGCAAAAUUUUUAAUUCAACAUUCAGUUCUUCAUGCUUAUCAGUCUGGUCCUGUUUAUGUAAUGCCUUGAAAGCAAUUAGAAAUUCCAACAAUUCGUUUACAAGCCACAGAGUGGCAGUCCAGCUGUGGGUUUGCUAUUUCUAAGCCUCUGGACAGGCUCUGUGUGCCAGCAUUUCCCCCAGCACUGAUGUAACAGUUAUCCUGCUGUAUCUCCAGUUUAUGUGUUACCUUGAAAGCAAUUAGAAGUCCCACCAGUCAUUUGCUAGCCAGCGAGUGGUAGUUUAGUGGUAGGGUUGCUACCUGAAGCCUCUGGACAAGCUCUGACUGCUAGCAUUUCCUCUAGCACCAGUGUAACAAUUAUUGUGCUGUAUCUCAUGUAUCAGAGCUUUUCCAGUGAAAAGAGAGCAUGUCAUAGGAAGGUGAGGUUGGCAAUCGUACCCUGUUGGCUUCUUAUUGGAAAGAACACAGGAACAUGAUGCACUUUGAAAGGUUUCCAAAGUAGUUCUUAAGAUAUCAACCAAAAAUAAAGAGACAUUUUGGAAAAACCUUUGAAACAGUGGAAGGAUUCUCUUUUGUAAUAUUUGUAACAGGCCUGAAUAGGCCAAAUUCUGGAAAAGAUGAUGAUAUUGAUAUUAUUCCUUUUUGCUUUUGGAUUGUUGUGUAAGAAUAAUCUUGAUAGAACUUAAAUAGAGGAAAUAUGAUUGGUGGAAUAUGGCUGCAGCCAUGGAACUCUCAGUACAAGGAAUUUACUGUAUGCGUCUGUGAAUGUUGCAGUACUUCAGAAUGUGUAAUUAUUCCGUUUAAAUUACAGUUAGUAAGAUACCAUUAUUUUUCCAGUUAAGUAUCAAAUAAUGGAUGUCAUGUAUGUGUGAUGUGAAGUAUUUGAGUAAACAUAUUCAGUUUUUCUUGCUGUGUGAUAAAAUAAUGGGCAUUUGAUCUACAGUAUCUGGACACUUUGUUUACAAAAAGAAAAAAGCAGUUGUGUGAAUUUUCAGGUAGAAAUUUAUCAGACCAAUAAAAGAAGAUGGAUGGAAGGUUCUGAUAUAAGAAUCUGGAAAAGAUUUUGAUUUAAAGUGUGGCGAUGUAUGACACAUAUGGCAACUAAUGAAAGACAAAAAUGAAUGCCAAGAUUUACAUGACUGUAAGCUGCAGGAAAUAAAUAGUCAUACUCUUACACACAUCAUUUGUAUAACAACCAUUCCUCAUUGAUUUUUUUAACUUGAGUCUUUCCAAUUUCACUAGCUACUAUAAAUGCCAAAUUUAAACAUGUAUAGCUUUGUUUUUGUUUAAUCUAAGAAUAAGAAAAGUGUUUGUUUUAAAAGAAUUUGGCACUUGGAACUUUUGUGAAACAGAAUAGUUUUGUGAGACAAUUUAAGUGUUGAUGUCGACAGACUGUAUACAUUUGCACAUUAGGUGCCAAUACAUAUUGAGUUUUUCUGAUAUUUCUGGACUAUUGCAGUCAAAAUCUGCAGAGAUAAAUAUAUGUGUAGAUACCA